Messenger RNA from Neoarthrinium moseri, 501 nucleotides. RefSeq lists its product as uncharacterized. The record is from RefSeq and is a predicted model, not a curated record. NCBI's taxonomy places the organism in Eukaryota, Fungi, Ascomycota, Sordariomycetes, Amphisphaeriales, Apiosporaceae. The transcript has a single exon. The coding region runs from base 1 to 501 and encodes 166 amino acids.
AUGACAUUGGAAAAUCCUCGUGUGGUUGUGACAACCCACAGGGAGGACGGAACCUCCGUCUUCAUGUCGGACAAAGCUCUCGAGCCAUUUGCACCGUUGGGUCCUGCCGGCAGCUCGUUCGUUGUCUUCGAUGCGCGCUCGGCAGUGCCAAUCUCGAACCAACAGCCGAGCCUGGACCUCUCGCUCUCAAUUCCAAGGUGUCCACCGAACGGGGUCCUGUUCAGCAUUGCCAACUUCCCGCCUGACGUCCGCGUCCCGAUGCACCGGACCCUGAGCUUGGACUACUGCAUCGUCCUGUCUGGAGAGAUCGUCCUCGAGCUGGAUGGAGGGGAGGAGAAGACGGUCAAGGCAGGGGAGUUUAUCGUGCAGGGCGGCGUCAACCACAAAUGGGCCAAUCGGACGGAUGAGGUCUGCCGCAUAGCGUUUGUCAUGGUUGGAGCAGAGAAGGUCAAGACCCAGAGUGGAGAGUCUCUAGAAGAGACCGUGAUGAAGAAACCGUAG